CCCCGGCCCCGGCCCCGCCGGGCGGCCCCCGACACACUUGCAGCUGCCCGGGCGGGUCCCGGGGCCGGCGCCAACGCUGCAGCCGCCCCGCCCCGCCCCGGGGGCGUCCCUGACGUCACGGGACGUCACGGGAGUGACGCACAAAGAGGAGGAGGCUGCCGGCAGCGAAGGAGGUCGGGACUGGGCCGGCGGCGCUCGGCUCGGGGUCGCGGCGCGGGGGAAGGUGCAGGACGUGGGCGCAGAGGAGAUGCCGUCCCCGGGGGCGCAGCGGGAGCCUGGCGAUGCCUGGCGGGAGCAGCCCCAGGCCCGCGGUGCCGACAGGCCGCUGGAGGAGCCCGGGCAGAGGGAGACGCCGGGGCCUCAGGACCCUGAGGAGGAGCCCCCGCCCCGCCAGGAGUCAGGUGCUGGGACCCUGAGCAGAGCUGAGCAGAAGCGUCCUGGAGAAGAGCCUGUAACCCUGGAGCUGCACAGGACUUCCCCAGGGAGCCUGGAGGAGAGGGGCUCCCCGACACGUGAGCUGGGCCAACUGCAGAAGGGGCAGGGCAGGCCUCCAAGGCAAGAGCUCCAGGAGGUGUUUGAGGACGUGGCUGUGUACUUCACACGGAAGGAGUGGGAGCUGCUGGAAGAUGAAGACAAGGUGCUUUACCGGGACCAGAUGCUGAAGAAUUUCGACGCCCUCAUUUCGCUGGGAUAUCAGGGUCCCACACCGGACUUAGUCUGCCGCAUCCAGCAAGGACAGGUGGAGCUGUGGGUCUGUGAAGAUGAGGACGGUGGGGAAAUCUCAAGGUCCGAGGAGCUGCUGCCAGGAGGCGCCUGGCUGCUGAGCAGAGCUGAGGAGCAACCUCCUGCAGAUGGGGCUGCAGACCUGGAGCCAGCAGGGACUUCCCCAGGGAGUUUGGCUGAGAUGGACCCCCUGACACCUGAGGAGGAUCAGUGGCACAAGAGUCAGGGGAGGCCCCAAAAGCAGAAGAAGAAUGAAGCGGUGAACCAGCACCGACGCAUCCACGUGGGCAGAAGGACACACCGCUGCACUAAGUGCAAGAAGAACUUCAUCUGCUGGCAAGACCUGUCCCAGCACCAGUGUGUGCGGCACUGCUGCACCAAGUGUGGGAAGAGAUUCAAGCAGCUCUCCAACCUGGCCAGGCACUGGUGCAUGCACACAAGGGAGAAGCCACUUGAGUGCUCAGAGUGUGGGAAAAGCUUCACCCGAUCCUCCUACCUGGCCCGGCACCAGCUCAUCCACACAGGGGAGAAGCCACAUCAGUGCUUAGAGUGUGGCAAAAGCUUCAACCUGUCCUCUAACCUGGCCCAGCACCAGCGUAUCCACACAGGGGAGAAGCCACAUCAGUGCUCCGAGUGUGGGAAAUGCUUCACCCAGUCCUCCAGCCUGACCAAACACUGGCUUAUCCACAUCGGGGAGAAACCACAUCAGUGCUUGGAGUGUGGGAAAAGGUUCAGACAAUCCUCUAACCUGGCCCAGCACCAGCGCAUCCACACAGGGGACAAGCCACAUAAGUGUUCAGAGUGUGGGAAGAGCUUCUCUUAUUCCUCCAGCCUGGCUGAGCACCAGCGUAUCCACACAGGGGAGGAGGCAUAUCAGUGCUUAGUAUGUGGGAAGAGCUUUACCCGAUCCUAUCACCUGGCCCGGCACCAGCUCAUCCACACGGGGGAUAAGCCCCAUCAGUGCUCGGAGUGUGGGAAAAGCUUUAACCGAUCCUCUAACCUGGCCCAGCACCAGCUCGUCCACACCGGGGAGAAGCCACAUCAGUGCUCAGAGUGUGGGAAAAGCUUCACCCUAUCCUCCAGCUUGAGCAAACACCGGCUCAUCCACACCGGGGAGAAGCCACAUCAGUGCUCGGAGUGUGGGAAGUGCUUCAGUCGAUCCUCUCACCUCACCCGGCACCAACUCAUCCACACCGGGGAGAAGCCAUAUCAAUGCUUGGUGUGUGGGAAGAGGUUCAACCGAGCCUCCAACCUGGCCCAGCAUCAGCUCAUCCACACCGGGGAGAAACCACAUCAGUGCUCGGUGUGUGGGAAGACAUUCAACCGAUCCUCCCACCUGGCCCAGCACCAGCUCAUCCACACAAGGUAGAAGUCACAGCAGCGCUUCGAGCGUGGGAAGUGCUUCCUUGACUCCUCCAAACUGGCCCUGCACCAGUGCAUCCAUAUCCCAUUUUUCUGCCAGCUAUACAGGAAGGACUUGGGGAUGUAUUACCUGCUCAGCACCCACCAGUGUCUACAUCCAGGGAAGCGGCCUCGUGUAGGUGUUAUACACUGACAGUUCACCCUUCAUUCAGCCCUUCUAGGGCACUGCAGCAUCUCAAGGACACAGAGGCUGGCUUCCCAGGUUCGAUGCGGGUGAUGGGUUACAAGGAAACACUUCAGGCAAAGGCCAGCCCAGAUGCUGGGGGAACCUGUGAGAAGAUCUUUGCAUCAGUCAUGGAGCCUGUGCCAUCCCCAUCAUUCUCCAAAAGCAGCCAGUGCUCCCAGGGGGAGAAAUGCGUGCACGAUAGGUGCCCUCCCCAAGACAGCUGGCUCCAAAUGACACCCAGGGACCGUCUUUGGCUGACUCCCAAUGUUGACUUCCCUCCUGGUCCCAGGGUCCUUGUAUGUGCAGCUCUAGAGUUGCAGGAAGGAGGAAUUGCUAGGGAAGCAUUCCCUGCCUUCCCCCCUGACCUUGCCUUUCCUCCCCAGGACAUCACCCUGUUUCCAGGCCUGCACAUGCCCAUUGGGGUCUGUAAGAAACUGCUACAGCCACCCCGUGAGCCCAGUUUUGGCAGGUUUUGCUUCCCAGCUCCUCAUCAGAUCUCUGCACCAGCAGGUGCCAACUGCCCCCCGUCCUCCUCCCCUUCAUGCCAUUCUCUAUAACAGAUUCCUUGGUAAUCAAGGCCCACAGCUUAACAUGAUACCCCUGUGGUUGGUCUCUAUGUCCUCUGCAGAGCUGUGAAAUGGGAACAGACCAGGGCCCAGAACCCUUUCCAUGGAAGAUCUCUCUGUGAUUCCUCACCCCCUUCCCUUUCCAGAGGAUUCACCACAAUCCAGGGGGUUUUGCUAAGUCUCAGGAGCAGGAGUUGGUCAUAUUUGAGGCAUCAGCCCCAAAUCCUGCUGUGCAGCCAAGAACCCUUCCCUUUUGAAUGAAUCUCUGGCUAGGGGGAAGUAGAUCUCUUUUCUGGGAUAAAUGCAAUAGUUGUGAUAAAGGAAGUGCAUCCUGUGACAGGUCCUGCCUCUUAUUGAAGGGUGGGGAAAGUAAGGCAUCCUGUGGGUGAAACGCAGCACGUUGUAAUCUCCCAUUGGCAAGUGAGGCUCCCCACUGUGCUUAAGCCAUUUGGCUCCAUGAGUGUCCUAUAGGGGCUACUCCAAGAGGUUAAGAGCCCAUCCUGCAGAAAAUGAGGGCCCUGAGCAGGCUUGCAUAGGAGUGCAGGGGGGUCCCAAAGUCCACUAAGGCUCCCCACUAUCUGAAAUGGGUCAGGCCCUACGCGUAAAUGCAGCCAGCCUCAUUUACUGCAAAGAGAAAGGCCAAAUGUCUGCUUCUCUCCCACAGCAGCUCCAGCAAGUGAAUGGGAACAUGGGAGAGUCCCACUGAGACCCUGCCGAGAGGUCAGGCCUCCACUUACCCCUGUGGCCACAGCCAGGUUAUGCUCCAGUUCCUAUUUGAUGAUGGCAUUUGCACCAGGAGGGAUGAAGCCAGUACAUCUUCCCUUUUGAUUUCUCUCCCCUUGGCUCAGAUUGCAGAGACCCAAAGGGCUGCUGAGCAAGGUGAAGUUGGAGGUGGUGAUUUAGAGCCCACAUCUGGCAGCCUGUGUCAGGUUUCAGACAGUGUUUCUGCCUCCUCCUUUUCCCUCUAUUACAGCAUUUAGGAAAAUAAACUUGUGACUUUUGAA
Molecule: messenger RNA, 3881 nt
Organism: Alligator mississippiensis (American alligator)
Lineage: Eukaryota; Metazoa; Chordata; Crocodylia; Alligatoridae
Product: zinc finger protein 883-like
Exons: 7
Coding region: 248-2092 (614 amino acids)
Biological process (GO): regulation of transcription by RNA polymerase II
Molecular function (GO): RNA polymerase II cis-regulatory region sequence-specific DNA binding; DNA-binding transcription factor activity, RNA polymerase II-specific
Source: RefSeq, a predicted model, not a curated record